UCAGGUGGACAAAAACCGGUACAAUAAACUGCUCGUGCACACAAUAUAAUAUAUGGUACCAGUAAUUAUAGAUAUAGUUUGCUGUAGCCGCCCAACUGCUGAAUUGGACAAGAGUGCCAUCGACAAUCAGCCAUCGUGCACAGACGCCCGGUGCGGCAGUGCUCAUGACUAGUCAUGGCAGUGCUUGAAUAGCAGUCAAGCCGACUGGCUGUGUGCGUGUGCAUCGAACAGUUUAAUAUUAUAAUAUACAAUUUACGUUUACGCAUACAUCGAGCAAUCGUUACAAUCUGUCGAACAAAAUACAAAACAUUUUAUAACUUUUGAGUACAUAUUUAACUGUUUGUAGUAUAUAAAUAUAUAUAUACCUACAUUGUAUCUACACUAUAUGUAAAUUUACGUGGAUGUGAAAACCCUGACAAAAUGACCGAAUGGCCGUGGCUGAUGAUUAUACUGGCUCUCAUUAGCACGAUGCAAUGGCCUACUUCAACAGCACAACAAACAAAAGACAAUAAUUCAUACUGGGAAGGGUAUUUAAGGUCUUCAGCAAGGAAUAGGCCGAAAAGAACAAGAUUUUUUGAUGAAGAUACUACUGCCACUAUAGCCAUCAGAUCAAGUUACAAGGAGGAUCAAAAAGUUGAACCUGUUAUUAAUAUUAAAAGUAUAAAUGUAAGAGAUUUACCACCAGCAAAUUUGACCAAAUCAUUAUUUACAAAUGAAAAUACAACCAAUAAUACCAAUAAGCAAUCCAGUACCGGUGGAAAAUUAUCUAAAAAAAAAUUGUCACCAAUUGUUUUUCCAAAUCCAACAGUUUCAAUCAACAAAUUUAUACCAGAUCCACAAAUAAUCGAAAAAUGUUCAUUGAACGAAACUUUUUGUGUCAAAGUUGAUAAUUAUCCAAGACAAGAUUUAUCCGAUCUUUUUAGAACCAGCAAAUAUAUGUCAACUUCUUAUUUUGGAAUAGAUACUGUAACUAAUGAAAUACAGACAAGAAUAUCCAAUAGUAAUCUUGAAACAUUUUGUGAAUCAAAAGAAGAUGUAAUAUUUCCGGAAGCAGGUGUUACAAAAAACAAUGAAUGGCGUUAUAUUAUACAAGACCCAAAUAAUGACAAUUCAAGUUUUAGACAAGGGAUUCGAGUGGAGAAAUGUAUAGAUGCUGGACAGAACUGCAAAUUUAAUAAUCUUUUACCACUUGGAUACACAUCAAUUUGUGUACAAAAAUAUAUCUAUAAAAAAAUGGUUGCCAUUAAAGAUUCUAAAGAAGUAUAUUAUGAAAGUUUUAAAAUACCAUCAUGUUGUGAGUGCAUGUACAGUAUUAAUCCAGAUGCAGAUCUAUUAACAAGGUUUAAUCAGAAUAGAUCGGAAACUUCAAAAACAAACAAAUACAACAAAAAUUAAAAAGGUUAAGAUACAUACACAAAAAAUAAAGUAUAUUUUAAUCUGUAAAAUGAUAUAGUUAAUGUAAUUUUGUAACAAUGUGUAAAUAUGUGUACUCUUUAUUUAACAUCUGGCUGAUAUAACUAACAUGUAAAAUAUUCAAAGUUGAAAAUGUAAUCUAAAAUAAAGUUAAGGUAACAGUGUUCAAUGUCUUGAGAGUUAAAAUGUAACAUUUUUUUUUAGGCGCAAAUUAAUAUAAAUUAUACCUAUUAGAAAUUAAAAUAUAACUUAUGCAUUAAUUUUUAUAAGAAUUAUUUGUUAAACACAUGAUAUUACUUACAAUAGAAACUUAUUACAUUAUAAAACUGGUAUUUUUCCCAAUAUUCUAUUUUCAUAAGUUUUAUAGUGUUCACCAAUUUAGGGAAUACUGAAUUUCUCGGCCAGAUUAUUUUAGAAUAAAUCGAUUUUUUUUUACAAGCUGGUGCUAUAUAAAUAUACAAUUAUAGAUACAUUUCAAAAUGUUUAUCAUUUUGGUCUGCGCAUACGCAGUAAAAACUAUUUUUUUUAAUUGCAACACCUAUUAUGAACAUCAUAUUCGGAUAGGCCUAUUUUUUAAAAGUAAUUUUGAUGAAUCAACUAUGGUUCUAAAUUCAAAAUUGACUGAAUAAGAGCCAUGCCAAUUUUAAUAAAUAAUAAAUAAAAUAGUUUAUAAUUAAUUCUUAUUGGUUAUUUUUUGA
This is a messenger RNA of Metopolophium dirhodum (rose-grain aphid), 2111 nucleotides long. RefSeq names its product neurotrophin 1-like. The record is from RefSeq and is a predicted model, not a curated record. NCBI's taxonomy places the organism in Eukaryota, Metazoa, Arthropoda, Insecta, Hemiptera, Aphididae. The transcript is spliced from 7 exons. Gene Ontology annotation, cellular component: extracellular region. Gene Ontology annotation, molecular function: Toll binding; growth factor activity. Gene Ontology annotation, biological process: regulation of Toll signaling pathway; central nervous system formation; innate immune response. The coding region runs from base 421 to 1395 and encodes 324 amino acids.